AUGGACACAGAGAUGGCAUCCUGGAAGUCCACAGGCACCUACGUCGACGAGGUUCCCCCUCCUGGGGCGAACAUCGUCGAUGGCAUGUGGAUUUUCAGGGUGAAGCGGCCGCCGGGUUCUCCGCCUGUCUUCAAGGCUCGUUACGUUGCACGAGGCUUCAGUCAGCGACAGGGAGUUGACUUCUUCCAGACCUUCUCCCCUACCCCGAAGAUGACCACUCUUCGGGUGCUGCUGCACGUUGCCGCUCAGCGUGAUUACGAGCUUCACUCUCUUGACUUCAGCACGGCUUUCUUGCAGGGCAGCCUGCACGAGGAGAUCUGGCUGCGACGUCCUCCUGGUUUCACUGGGUCGUUCCCUCCUGGUACCCAGUGGAGCCUCCGACGGCCAGUCUACGGUCUCCGCCAGGCGCCACGUGAGUGGCACGACACACUGAGGACGACACUAGCGGCUCUUGGGUUUGCUCCCUCCACUGCAGACCCGUCGCUGUUCCUGCGCACAGACACGUCGCUGCCGCCGUUCUACAUCCUCGUGUACGUCGACGACUUGGUCUUUGCUACUGCUGACACUGAGGCACUUGCUCUUGUGAAGUCGGAGCUGCAGAAGAGACACACGUGCACAGACCUGGGUGAACUGCGCAAGCCGAGUGGCCCGUACCCAGAGCUUGUGGGCUGCCUCAUGUACCUGAUGACCUGCACUCGACCUGACCUUGCGUACCCUCUUAGCAUCCUAGCUCGCUACGUCGCGCCUGGGAGACACAGGCGAGAGCACUGGGAGGCUGCUAAGAGGGUGCUACGCUACUUGUGCAGUACAUCGGGCAUGGGGUUGGUGCUUGGAGGACGCGACAGAGUUGUCCUCACUGGUCACUCAGACGCUUCUUGGGUGGACGACCUGGCUACGCAGCGGUCGUCACAGGGUUACACUUUCAGCCUUGGCUCUGGUUCUGUCUCUUGGCGGUCCACCCGCUCUUCUUCGGUUCUCAGCUCUAGUUGUGAGGCUGAGAUCUACGCCACGGCCAUGGCUGCACAGGAGUUACGCUGGCUCACCUACCUGCUGACUGACUUGGGAGAGCGGCCUAGUUCUCCUCCAGUUCUGUACGGAGACAACAAGGCGGCCCUUGCCUUGUGUCAGGAGCACAGACUGGAGCACAGAACGAAGCACAUUGCUCUCCGUUACUUUCUGGCUCGAGAGCUGCAGCAGCGUGGCCAGCUUCGCCUUGCGUACGUGGACUCGAAGGCCAACACUGCUGAUAUAUUCACCAAGGCGCUUCCGCCUAGUGAUCAUCAGCGGCACUGCACUGCACUAGGCCUUGUGUCCACGUUCCCUCACCUCCUUACUUCUUGA
Closterium sp. Yama58-4 is the source of this 1341-nucleotide messenger RNA. The record is from the annotation of a GenBank genome assembly. Lineage: Eukaryota; Viridiplantae; Streptophyta; Zygnematophyceae; Desmidiales; Closteriaceae.